AAUCCAUGUGUUACGCAAUUUAUCAUAAAUACUAACUACCUAGGUAAACUGUUGGUAAUUUGCAAGAUGACAGUGAACGGGAACCCAUCUCCAUCCCAUUUGCGUGUGGCCAUUAUCGGGGGUGGUCCCGGCGGUCUCGCAACAGCUAUUGCCCUUUCUAAAAUCCCGAAUGUCACUGUAAACAUUUAUGAACAAGCAACUGUGUUACGAGAAGUAGGCGCUGGCAUAAGCAUUGGUUCGAAUACAUGGAAUGCGUUAGAGUUGCUUGGAGUCGCAGAUACGUUAACUAGUGGACAUCCGACAUGGACAGUCCUCAAUAUGAACGGGCGUUCUGGAGAGGAAUUAGCUCGCCGUGAGAAGGUACGGGAUGAAACUGGACGUCCUCCAGUUCGCACUCAGCGGACAAAGCUUCAAUCCGCCUUGUUAGCUCAUGUGAAGCCUGGCAUAUUGCAACUCUCUAAAAGACUGGUGCGGAUGGUUAAUAAGGAUCGUGAAGGUGUUGAAUUGUAUUUCGAAGAUGGUACUACCACGACUGUUGACCUGGUAGUUGGUGCCGAUGGCAUUAGAUCUGUCGUUCGCGAUACCGCUUGGCCGGACUAUGAAAUCAAAUUUACUGGAACAACUAUAUGGAGAACCCUUCUACCUUGGGAUGACGUAAAGGACCUGGACCCUCGCUUCGAAAUUACCGGUUGGUGGCAUACACCAACCACGCACGUCUAUUUUUCUCCUGUCGGAGAAGGACUAUGGGAGAUAGCCUCUAGAGCAUGGCAAGAUCCGGAAAUACAUAGCGCUAACAAGAAAAGUUGGGGGGUUCCUGUGGAAAACUCGCACGUCGAAUCACAUUUUACGGAAUAUCUACCUCAAAUUAGGGAAGCGCUCGGAAGGGUACCUCCAGAUGGCUGGCGAGAGUUUGCUGCAUUUGCCGGUCCCGAAUUGGCGCAACUCACGGCGUGGGACAAUAAGAUCGUACUCGUCGGGGAUUCAUCACAUGCCUUAUCUGGGGCAUUUGGAUCUGGGGCCGGGUUUGCCAUCGAAGAUGGCUACAUUUUGGCGCGAGCUCUUGAAUAUUGGGGAAAUGAUACUGGCAAGGCUUUACCCCUAUUUGAUGCUAUCCGAUUACCCUACUAUUCACGAAUGUACGCGCACCUUGCUUCUGAGGCCGACAAACGCACCGCAAAGCUGAAGGCGCUUGGGAACCCGACGUUUGACGAACGAGUUAAAAACAAGAUUAUCACAGAUGGCGGGAAAGAUAUGUCCUGGAUUUAUAAGAAUGAUAUUGGUGCUGCUUGGGAGGAGUACGCCCAACAGCUUGAUGCAACUUAUACUUAAAGAAGUUCUAGGUUUAAGUUAAGGUAUUGAUCAACCGAAU
Annulohypoxylon maeteangense is the source of this 1369-nucleotide messenger RNA. RefSeq names its product FAD/NAD(P)-binding domain-containing protein. Gene Ontology annotation, molecular function: FAD binding. Gene Ontology annotation, biological process: secondary metabolite biosynthetic process. Lineage: Eukaryota; Fungi; Ascomycota; Sordariomycetes; Xylariales; Hypoxylaceae. The transcript is spliced from 4 exons. The record is from RefSeq and is a predicted model, not a curated record. Bases 67 to 1329 code for a protein of 420 amino acids.